UAAAUACCCACACACAGCAUCUCAGCCCGUCAAGAUACCCCGUGCAGGGUCGGUCCCCGUGGGAGCCCCAGCGCUGACGACAGAUGGCAAGUUGAUUCACAGAGGAAAAGGUCGUGAUGAUGGCCACAUUGUGGCUCUUUUGAAAAUGGAAACAACUUCAAAUAUUUCAGGGAAGGAGAUUUCGCGUGAAUCUAGAUAUGCCGUAGAAAACCAUACGAUGUUUGAGAAUACCACAAUGUCAAAAAUACUGCUGACGGUUCUUGGAGUGUCCUCUGCUCUCGGUCUAGCCUUCCUCAUCAUGUCGUGUCUUUUUUGCAUCCAUGUCAUACGAAGAUACUACAAGAAAAAACAAAAAAUGUAUGACGUUCCGGAAAUUAUUGAAAUGCCCGACCCUUUCAUUGCAAGUACGGUCAAAGAACAGAUGUUGGGAUCUGAUGAACCGGAAGCGAACACCUACAGCUGCCUUGACCUUGUGACUCAGAAGCCCCAAAUCGACCAUUGGCCUGGACUUUCUGUUCCGGGGGACGUCACAGGAGCCAGCCAUGAACUGACUCAUGUCAGAAGUUGGGAGGAUAUUCCUAGUUGCUCAGAUGAUGUCAACAUCGGGGCGUCGAGAUGGAAAUGUCGGUCAUAUUCUCUAGCAAGCCUCAAUAUGGGUAUAGAAGCAUACAAUACCACGUUGCAUUUCAGUGCUGAAUAUGUCAAGGAAAGGUCAACGUUGACGGUUGUCCUUCAACUCGUGUCGUCUUUGCCACUCAAGUUCAGAGGUCGGGCGGUGUACGCUGUCGCGCACCUGUAUCCUUAUCGCACAGAAGGCUUGGAAAGUAGAUUGACUGUCUCUGCGGAAAGUGCGGAGUUUAAAGAAACAAUCAAGUUCAGGGACGUUUCUAACGAAGACCUAGAAAAAUCAACACUGAAAAUUACUUUGUACUCGAAGAAGCUGAAAAAAUCUAGCAAAGAUGCCUUUAUAGGUCAAGUGUAUUUGAAAGGAAGUGACGUGAACUGGACCCCGCAACGACUGCUGCAGUUCGACAUGAAGAUUGAGAGAAAACAACUGAAGAGGCAAUCCACGUCGGAGAAGUACUUGUUCAAGGACAUGGGGGAGCUGUUUGUGUUGUUACAGUACCAGCAGCUGGCAAACCGCAUCAAGGUCCUUGUCCGCAAAGCCAACAACCUGCCUCGUUCUGACAAACUUCUCGGGAACCCAGCGCAUUACGUCAUAGUCAACUUACGGAAGGACGACACCGUCAUCGACCACAGAGAGACUUCUACACAGAGCGGGUACUCGCCAAUAUGGAACCAGCCAUUCCUGUUUGACACGCCUAGAAGUGAAAUUACCGACCUAUCCAUUGAGUUUGUCAUUAUGAGAGGGAGGCGAUACAAAGAUGGCGUCGUUGGUCACGUGACAGUAGGCCCGGAGACGUCGGGCACUGGGCUUAGUCAUUGGGAAGAAAUCAUGAAACCUCAUGGGAAUGAAAUAGCCAGGUGGCAUAACUUGAUGCCUGUUUUCAAAUUUCAGUAGUUAAGCCAGUAAUAUGGUGCAAUAUUGCGGGACCAUUCCCAUUGUUACAGAAUAAUUUCAUUUUUAUGCUGGUUCUUAUGAAAUACUAAAAAUGUAAUUUGCAGUUACAGUAUGAUGCACAAGUGUGCAUAUGUAUUAUAUAUGCUUGGUAAGGAUGUAGGGAUUAUUGCUGAUGAACAUGUGAAGAUAAUGCAGACAGAUAUUGUGAAAUAAA
Haliotis rufescens (red abalone) is the source of this 1736-nucleotide messenger RNA. RefSeq names its product synaptotagmin-4-like. Gene Ontology annotation, molecular function: phosphatidylserine binding; SNARE binding; calcium ion binding. Gene Ontology annotation, biological process: regulation of calcium ion-dependent exocytosis; calcium-ion regulated exocytosis; cellular response to calcium ion. Lineage: Eukaryota; Metazoa; Mollusca; Gastropoda; Lepetellida; Haliotidae. Gene Ontology annotation, cellular component: axon; synapse. The transcript is spliced from 5 exons. The record is from RefSeq and is a predicted model, not a curated record. The coding region runs from base 146 to 1522 and encodes 458 amino acids.